AUGAUACCCUUCCAGCUGUUUUAUGACAUAACUUCAGUGAAGAUAAAAUAUGAAGAAGGUUUUGCAAACGUACUAGGGCGUAUUUUUACAAAACCCGAAGUAAUGUGGACAAAAGCUGAUAAGGCUUUAGUUAUUCCUACCGAAUAUAGUUUGUGUAUCGGCUUCUCCUUACAAACUGGUACUCUUGUCUUAUUGCAAUGUUUCUGGAAUUACUUGGCCAACUCCGUCGCAGAAGUCAGCUUCAUGAGUAGCAAAGAGUUUAUGUUCUACAUUUUCUGGACUUGCUCAAGCUUUGUUCUUUUCCCUUUAUUGCAAUACAACUUUUCCCGAGAAAUUUACGAGCCUACUUACAAAGAAAUCAUACCUGAGAUGGUUUAUGGUAUUGAACUAUUUAUCGUUGGCUUACUCGGUGUCAUAUCGCAUUUCCGUUUCAAAAAGUUGUUGAGUAAUUCGAGAGAUACCGACAAUGGAAGAAGCAUUGCUCACAAGAUUCGUUACUUUCAAGAAAUCAACAAAAUUUUGUCAACUGUCUUGUUCGGCCAUGGCGGUUUAUUAACUACCUUAAGUAUUGAUGGUCUUACAACUAGAAAAUAUCUGAAUAUUCACAAAUUUACUGCUGAUUUUUUCAUUUGUAACAUCAAUAUGUGUGCUGUUAUCACUUGGCUGUGUAUGAUUCUCAUCUUCCAUCCCAAACACAGCACAACUCCAGAAGCAGCCUCCAAUAAUAAUUCAGAAAACGAAAUAUAUGCUAAUGGAAACGAAAGUAAGCAAUUCAACAACAACAGUGGUAUCAGCAGCACUAACACGUACAGUCAUGCACCCACUUUAGUUGCGGGUCAUUCUCAAGCCCCCAGUGAAUACAUGUACAAAGGCGUUCACCCGCUAUCCAAAUCAGGCACUCUGAACAGCAGCCAUGCUGACAGUGCAUUUCAUUUUGGACCGCUACCAACACCCCCUCAUAAUGAUGUCAAUAUGAGCUUCCGCAAUAAGAACAACUCUAUAGCAUCUACUGCGCCUUCUAUGACCACUCUGGUGUCUCCUCAAAACAAUCAUAAUUCUGACAAGAACUGUGGCUACCAAUUUAACAGCACACGAUCUCAUAAGGCGACAUCUAUUAGCAGUAAUUGUGGUGGCAUAACAAACGAUAGUAGUAACAACAAUGAAUACUUCCCUAUCAAUAUUCAUGAUGAAAGGACCUUACCCUCAUCUUACAUCAAUGAGAUAUCCUACCAGCAACAGCUGCAGCAGCAAAGCAAGCUUAAUAGUUCAAAUCUAAUCAACACCAAUAAAGCAAUGAUGAAUGCGAAUGCAGCUUCGUAUCAGCCAAACAGCUACUAUGUACAGCAAGAAGAAAAAGAGUUAGCAGAUCCAAAAAACAAUUACAGAAAGACGUUACACAAUAGUCCUAUGAGUCCCUUGAACAUGUCGUCUGCUUUUUACCAACACCAACACCAACAGCAGCACUUUUUCCCACCACAUAAUUCGGCCAUGAAAGCCUUGGAUGAUCCUUUUGGUUCAGUUGUAGAAGAAGAAGAAGACGACGAAUAUGUUCCUCCUCCUCUCUCACCUGCAAGGAAAAAUCGUGAUAUUGUGUCUCAACAACAUCAUCUUCUUCAUCAACAACCGCAGCUUCCAACUACCACUGCUACUACUGCUGCUACUGCUACAAAUGACAACCUCACUGCUUCACAUUAUCAACAACAACAACAACAACAACAACAACAGCAUCAACAACAAAAACAAUUGGAAGCGCGUCGCUAUACUCAUUCUAUGAAUAUAAUAACUGGAGAAGAAGAUAUGAGACGCGAAUUUGGUAUCAACAACCAACAUCAACCUGUAACGUUAAAGGAUGAGAGUAGUACAAAACAGCAGAUCAAUAACAAUAGUGAAGAAAAAAAUUUCAUCUCACCAUCACUAUCCAAUAAUAAGCAUUUGCAUCAACAAAAUCAACAGAUGACAGAAGAACCUGAUACCGCAGUAACUACUGCGAUGAAUAACACUAACAAUACGGCAGCAAUCUCCCAUCCCCAAGGUGUCGUAGGCUUACUUAAUCAAUCCACGUCCUCGCUUCUGUUACCGUUACCAUUCGAACAAAAUUAUCAAAACAAAUCACAUAAUUCACAACAGCAGAGCCAACAAUAUGGCUUUAUGGAUGAAAAUAUAGCGAUGACAUCUUCAACAACAGCAAUAAAACCUUCAUACAACUAUGUCUAA
Mycotypha africana is the source of this 2214-nucleotide messenger RNA. RefSeq lists its product as uncharacterized. The coding region runs from base 1 to 2214 and encodes 737 amino acids. The record is from RefSeq and is a predicted model, not a curated record. Lineage: Eukaryota; Fungi; Mucoromycota; Mucoromycetes; Mucorales; Mycotyphaceae. The transcript is spliced from 4 exons.